This is a messenger RNA of Oppiella nova, 1011 nucleotides long. The record is from the annotation of a GenBank genome assembly. NCBI's taxonomy places the organism in Eukaryota, Metazoa, Arthropoda, Arachnida, Sarcoptiformes, Oppiidae.
AUGCCUAAACUCCAGACAUUGAAAAUCAUUUCCGUGCUAAUCAUGGCAUUAGCCAUAUUCUGUACGUACAACUGGACGCGCACUAAAGUAGCCGUUAGAGACCUACUGUAUCUGACCAGGCCCAUAUGGGACGGGCACCAAGGGAGGCCCUUCAAUACACUACCACAUUAUUACACGAAUGGUCUGAAUUCAACGCAUUUGUGUGAACUGCACGGUUGGCAGAGGAGGGCACAGAAGGUCCAAGUGAUCGAUACAAUCAUCUUCUCAAUAGAGUUGGACUUAUUGGAGAUCCGACUCAAACAGUUGUGGCCUUUCGUCGACCACUUCAUCGUCUUAGAGGCCGACAGAGGGUUCACCGGACGACCCAAACCCCUGUAUCUGAACCGGAGUUUGGAUCGGUUCUCGUGGGCUAAAGACAAACUCAGAUACCAUUCCUACGGGGGUUUGACGGCACUAAUGCCCGGGGAGGGGCCCUGGAAAAACGAGGCGCAAAUGAGGGACAUUUUGAACGACAUUGUCGCCAAAUAUGCCCGAAAUGGUGAUGCGAUCAUCUGCUCAGACGUGGAUGAGAUACCGUCCCGACAGACGGUGCGACUGUUGAAAGAUACGGAUGACAGCUGGAGGGCUCACAUAGACAUCUAUGACCACGAGUUUAAUUAUAGACACGGAAGGCUGUCGGACACCCAGUUGGCCGAUUCGGGUUGGCAUUGCUCAUUUUGUUUCCGACAUAUCUCGGACUUUGUAUUUAAAAUGACUUCGUAUUCACAUAAUGAUAGAGUAAUUGAUGAGAAAGUGUUGGACAAGAAUGAGAUCCAGAAGAAGAUAUGCAAUGGAGAAGACGUCUAUGAUAUGUAUCCAGAAGUGUAUAGUUUUAAGGAAAUGGUGUUGAAAUUUGGUGCCAUUCCUGAGUCCAAAACGAUGACUAAUUUGCCAAAACAUUUGAUCCAAAAUCCGGGAAAGUUUAUAUUUUUGUUACCCAAUGGCUGUAUUCGCGAAGACUUUAAUCAAUAG